Otolemur garnettii (small-eared galago) is the source of this 3227-nucleotide messenger RNA. RefSeq names its product claudin 1 (gene CLDN1). Gene Ontology annotation, molecular function: structural molecule activity. The record is from RefSeq and is a predicted model, not a curated record. Gene Ontology annotation, cellular component: bicellular tight junction; plasma membrane. Gene Ontology annotation, biological process: bicellular tight junction assembly; cell adhesion. Bases 258 to 893 code for a protein of 211 amino acids. Lineage: Eukaryota; Metazoa; Chordata; Mammalia; Primates; Galagidae. The transcript has 4 exons.
CUUUAAAUCGCGGCGCCCAGAGGUUUGGCUUCUCAGUUCCUGAGGCGGGAGCGACCGCAGCUUCUGCCAUCGCAACCACAGACCCAGACCCCGACCGGGGCCCAGAGCCUCUUCAGCCGCGGCUCAGCAAGCAGGACUCUCCACGUUAACUUUCCCGGUGCGGCCCCGCCACCUCUGGGAGCCCCAGGCGCGCACCUGCCAACUCUCCGCCUGCUGCACCUGCCCGUCCCGAGCCAGCGCCGGCGCCCGAGCGAGCCAUGGCCAACGCGGGACUGCAGUUAUUGGGCUUCAUCCUAGCCUUCCUGGGCUGGAUCGGCGCCAUCGUCAGCACUGCCCUGCCCCAGUGGAAGAUUUACUCCUACGCCGGCGACAACAUCGUGACCGCCCAGGCGAUCUAUGAGGGGCUGUGGAUGUCCUGCGUGUCGCAGAGCACUGGGCAGAUCCAGUGCAAAGUCUUCGACUCCUUGCUGAAUCUGACCAGCACUUUGCAAGCAACCCGUGCUUUGAUGGUGGUUGGAAUCCUCCUGGGACUGAUAGCAAUUUUUGUGGCCACCAUUGGCAUGAAGUGUAUGAAAUGCCUGGAAGAUGAUGAGGUGCAGAAGAUGCGGAUGGCUGUCAUUGGGGGCGUGAUAUUUCUUAUCGCAGGUCUGGCUAUUUUAGUUGCCACAGCAUGGUAUGGCAAUAGAAUUGUUCAAGAAUUCUAUGACCCCAUGACUCCAGUCAAUGCCAGGUACGAAUUUGGCCAGGCGCUCUUCACUGGCUGGGCUGCUGCUUCUCUCUGCCUUCUGGGAGGUGCCCUCCUCUGCUGCUGCUGUCCUGAAAAAACAACCUCUUACCCAACACCGCGGCCCUAUCCAAAACCUACACCUUCCAGUGGGAAAGACUACGUGUGACACAGAGGCAAAGGGAGACAUUCAUGUUGAAACAAUCAGAAAAUGGACAGGAAAAUCCUAUCAUUGCCAUUAGGACAUGAGAGUUUGAACUGUUGUAAUCUGAACUGUGGUGUUACAAAACCAAAAGGCCUAUUGCCAGAAAUAACCUAGUCUUAUUUUAUCUCUUUCCUCAAUAUAAGAGGAAGGUCUUCUCCAUGCGUGUUACUACUCGCCCCAUACUCAAGUGGCGGGAGGGUUUGCUCUUUACAUAUAUAUAGAUAUGUAUAUACACAUGUUUUCUAUAAAAAAUUAGACAAUGAACAACUCUUCUUAUUAUGUUGAUGCCAGCAUACUUUAAAUAUCUUUAAAAUACAAAAAAUAUUUAAUUCCAUAUUGAUUAAAUAAGUUUAUUGUUACACGUUCAUCUUCCUCUAUGUAGACAGAUGUUAUAAACCAAGUCAUUUCCCCUCUGUCGUCAGCUUUCAGUGUCUUUACUAUUGGACCAGACCUACCUAGUGAAGUAUAAGUUCUUUCAAUUCUUCAUGUGUGCCCUUUAUAUGUACCUGUAUAUGUAUUAUUUUUUACCAUAAUCUUAGAGCACUUGCUUUUCCAUUAUUUUUUUUUUAAUUUGGUUGGUUUCUAACUCCUGAAUCUAACACAUUUCAUAGUCUACAUUUUAAUUUCUAAAACCGAUAAGAAUCUCUUACAGAUCAGAAUUUGGAGGCAAGUGGGCAACUUUCUAUGUAACUGAAGUGGUCUCUUCCUCUGACCUUCCCACACCAUCCCUGGACUCUGAACUGUAGCACCCUCGCCUGCUUUCAAAAUAUUUGUCUAAUUGAGUAGCUCUGUGCUGCUCACCCCAGUGUUGGAACACAGUUUAUUGAUUGAAUGUUUAAGCUACUUAUUUAUAGUUGUACAUCCCCCAAACUACCUUUUUCUUCUUCCCUCUUCAACUGUGCUGUUUUCCCGUAUGUAAUUAUCAUAUAGUUUACCUGUCUUCAUGAAGAGGUGUGGUCUGUUUGUCUGAACAAAGUGCUAGACUUUCUGGAGUGAUAAUGUGGUGACAAAUAUUCUCUCCAUGGCUAUAAUCCAAUAAUUUUAUCUUUCUGCCUAUUUGCCCAUCUGUCAGAUCGAGAUAAUGAUACUUAACCAUUUGGUAGAGGUAGUGUGAGUAUUAAUUAGUUGAUAUCACUCUCAUUCUUUGAACAUGAAGUGUGUCUAAGUAAUGUUUUCAUUUGCUCAAUUGGCUAUUUACAAGUCACUGCACACACACCUUGGUGUGGUUCCCUGUCCUCCUGUCUCCACUGGUAUGUUUCCUUUCCUUAAGCCGUGCCUAACACAUUGUUGGUGCUCUGUUCCAUUUUCACACUGCUCUUUUUCAGUCUGUACAAAAUACGUCUUCACUUGAACAAGAUGAUGUAAUGGAAAGGGUGUUGGCCGUGGUGUUUGGAGACCUGGAUUUGAAUGUUGGUGCUGUUAUUUACUGUCUGGAUAUGGGCAAGGCGUUUGGCUGCCCUAGAUUUGUUGCUUCACCUGUAAGAGGUGGUUUGCUAAUUCCCGAUCUGCCCACUUCACAGGAUUGGGUGGGAAUUCAGUGAGCAAGGAUACAUGUAGAUGUGGUUGCAAAAGGUGAAAAGUAUUGUAUUAAGAAAAAACUAAGGUAUUUAAAAGAGAGGAUUUUAAGCAAUGAGUUUCUUUCUCACCCAGUUUCACCAGCAAUGAGAGAGUGAAGCAAAAUUCAGCCUCACUAAAUGAAAAGGAUUCUAGAAAGUUUUAGAUACUUUAGUGAGAAUGGCCUGAUGCCUUUUAUAGCAAAGCAGAUAUAAUGAGGAAAAAUAAAAACCCGAGUGUUCAUAAAGCCAACAGUUUGGGAUAGUCUUUGAAUUAUAAUAGCUUAGAAGUGUCCGUAAGGUGCUCUCUGCUAAGUGAUGGCUCCCGAGUUCUUGCUCUUGGCUGGUAGCUGACAUCACUCGGAUAGUCGGGGAAUAGUACUUCAGAGCAAAACACAUGGGGAGAGCUCACCAGAUGCCCGACUCUUAGGAUGAUUUGGAACUGGUAAAUUUUACUGAGUCUUCCAAACAUGAAAGUCUAUGCUUCUAAAAGUCAUACUUUAAAGAGCCGUUGCCACAUACAUAGAUGCUAAUGAUGCGUGAAUGUACAUGCACGGGGAUACCAAUUGCUAAACGACCAAAAACUAUAGUAAAAAAUGACCAACAGAAUUUAUCCAAUUUUGAUAUUUUUAUACUCUGCUACCACACCUGGAAACAAAUCAAUAGAUAUUUGGGGGGGUUAUAAUGGGAUUUGUAUAAAGCAUUGCUCUUUUUCAAUAAAUUGUUGUUUUGUAGUAAAAACAAA